This is a messenger RNA of Phytophthora sojae, 561 nucleotides long. RefSeq lists its product as hypothetical. NCBI's taxonomy places the organism in Eukaryota, Oomycota, Peronosporomycetes, Peronosporales, Peronosporaceae. The record is from RefSeq and is a predicted model, not a curated record. Gene Ontology annotation, biological process: L-cysteine catabolic process. The transcript has 2 exons. Bases 1 to 561 code for a protein of 186 amino acids. Gene Ontology annotation, molecular function: cysteine dioxygenase activity; ferrous iron binding.
AUGGACCUCGCGCAACUGGUGGAGACGCUGGAGCGCGAGCUUGGACGAGACCCCGAGCUCGCCAUUAAGCACAAGCCCAAGCUCCAGCAACUGCUCGAAGACUUCCCCGUGAACAUGGAGGAGCUGCAGCGCUUUGCGCACUUCGACCCGUCGCGUAACUACACGCGCAACCUCAUCUCCACGGACAACGAGACGUACGCGCUCAUGCUGCUGUGCUGGAACCGAGGCAAGUACAGCCCGAUCCACGACCACCCGACGGACGGGUGCUGGGUCAAAGUCAUCCAGGGACACGUGAACGAAGUCCGGUACCAGAAGCAGGACGACAAGCUCGUGGAGACGUCCAACAUCGUCCUCACCUCGGGGGUCACGUACAUGGACGACUCGUUCGGACUGCACAAGGUGGGCAACCCCAGCCAGGAGUGCGACGCCAUCUCCAUGCAUCUGUACUCGCCCCCGUACGAGAAGUGCCGCGUCUGGUUCGACACGGAAGACGCGGACAAGUCGUCGGUGUCGGUGGCCAACUACUACACCGAGUACGGCGAGAAGGUCGAGUUCUCGUAA